GGUUGACAUACCUUGUACCUAGGUAAUUUUAAGCUACAUCAUUAUAUGCCGUUCUCUCUAUCCCAAAGCCGAACCUUACCGGAGUCUUUACUUACACCUGUAGGUACAUUGGUAGGUAUGAAUAUAUUUAAUAACUACCUACCUACAUAUAGGUAUAGCUCGCCGGUCUACAAACGUAAUAAAACAUUCAUCACCAAUUCAUAUCCUCUUUGGGUUCUCUUCCGAGUAGAGAGUCCAUAAAUUUCGACUCGAUCAUUCUUCUAUUUAUAGAGCUUAUUGCGGUUGGAUACAGUCAUAAUUAUUGAGCUGCGCCAGUGAGAGAGUAGGCGUAACCACGAUGGACAAAGAUAAUAGCGAGAGCGCAACUCCUCGGGACGCAAAAGGCAAAGGUAUUGCAACGAAAAUAGAUGACUUGUCGUCCGAAUCAACAGCGCAAGAUGGGCAUUCGGGAUCUGUUGAAGUAACCUCAAAAACGACCUCAUUCAUAUCAAGAUUGAGCGCAUCCGCGGGAAAGCUCACUAAUGAGAUGGUUUUACGACAUCCUAGCGGCGCCUCUCUAGCAGACGCCUUGCCCUCGGAUAAAGCUGAAUCUUCCAGGCCCCAGAGAGGCGCCGGUGUGAAUGAGGCGUCAAUGUGCAGGGGUAACUUAGCCCAGGGGACGAUUCCGGAUACGUUUAAAUCUUUACCGAGACAGGAGCAAGAAGUCCCAAGUGAAUCCAGCUUCUCGUCCUUUCUAAACAGCACAAGCAUAUUAGGAGAAACGGAGCCUAGUGGCAUCAAGACCGGGAGAUCCGAGAAGAUACACGAACCUGUACCUGGGGGGACACAGCAAACUAGACCAAUAAUCAACACAACCGAUGGCAUGGACGUUGUUGAUUUUCUCGAUUUAGGGUAUGACGAAGUUGAGGAAAUCGAUACCACCUUGACGGACACCGAACAAGCAGCCCUACGUCAUCGUCUUUUCGAGAAUGGCGAGCCCGGGGAACAUGCCCCAAGGGGACGGUGGGACGAUGCUCUAAACUUCUUUCCCGGUCUUGGGCCAAAUAGUAGCAGCAUACAGGAAUACGCCGACUUACUCGGCACAUCAGAUCUGGAAGAAGCUAAGAAUAUCUGGGUUGGCCAGUGGCAAGGGGUCCUCACCAGUUAUACGGAUGAAGUGUGGGGAGAGCUCAGGUCUCUCGUAAAGGUGGCUCGAGAGGAGCUUACUAACAUUUCGGAGCCUCAUGAAGAAGCCUCUCCUUCGAAGUUAAAGGCAGUGCGAAGGCUUCAGCAGCUUUUAAGUCAUAUCCGCGGGACACGGAGUACCGCAAGCUCAUGAGCUCAAAACAGGGCAUGUAAGAUAUUCCUUCGCUGUUCCUCGACCCGGAAUUUAGGGGGAAACAUAUGUAAAAUGUAAGGGGGCCACUGUAUUAUAAUGAUAUUCGUGAUAUGUGACCUUCUCUAAAGAGAAUUGCGUUAUAUAAUAUUGCAUAGGUAGCAACUGUGUAUGUUAAGAGAUAAUUAUGAUACCCGAGGUUAUAACGUUAUUAGCUAGUCCCAUAACUAUAAUAAUUUAUCCUGCACUAUUUCUACAUUAUUCCUAACCUACACCCUAUGCAAAGCCUGUCUUAAGCAUCGUGAAAUGAUUGGAAUGCGGUCUGUCACUACAAUUCUCCCGCGAUAGACGGUUUUAUAUUUCUUUCUUUCCACCAGAACGUACGAGAAGAAAAGUACCUAAUGUACAUAGCCAAGGAUAAUGGAGUUGUAAGGAUCUAAGUGGAUGCCGAGUUGGCGAUUGGGAGAAAAUCUUCCUGUAGAUGCCUUGUUGCAUGCUUGGGUCAAGACUCAAGCUUGUCUGUGCC
This is a messenger RNA of Daldinia vernicosa, 1841 nucleotides long. RefSeq lists its product as uncharacterized. The transcript has a single exon. The record is from RefSeq and is a predicted model, not a curated record. NCBI's taxonomy places the organism in Eukaryota, Fungi, Ascomycota, Sordariomycetes, Xylariales, Hypoxylaceae. The coding region runs from base 338 to 1318 and encodes 326 amino acids.